AGAAUUAAGUGAAUGUCAAACUUAAGUGGGAUUUUCAAAGUAAAAUUUUUACUCAUUUUUUUAUUACCUCAUCAUCAUAUUUAUAGUUUUGAGAAAUUAAAUGUCGUUGGGUAUAAUAAUAGAUCAUUUAGAAUUGAUUAUGUGCACGAUGCUGCGUGUAGCCGGUGUAGCCAUUUGGAGCUUGGACGGCUCGGACGGAGAUACUACAACUACAACUACAAGAGUGCCUGCUUAGCUGUGCAGCGCGAUGACUCUCGGUGCAUGCACAUGGACCUCUACAUUGUUUUAUGAAAAUUAAAUUGUUUGAUGAUUAUUUGGUAUUAUGCGUUAUUUACGAAUGAUGACGAAUUCUAUCACGAGGAGGAUUUUUUUUACAUUUAUUCGCCCGUACAGCCAGUUUGCGAGCAACAAACCGGCUAACCUGAUUAGGAACGAAUUUUUAGAUUAUUUCACGAAAGAUUUAAAGCACAGUUUUAUUCGGUCCAGUCCCGUCUUUCCGAUCACCGAUCAGUCCCUGGCAUUUAUCAAUGCUGGCAUGAAUCAAUUUAAAGGGAUUUUCUUAGAUUAUUACAAACCUCCUGUAACAAAGGCUGUGAACUCGCAAAAAUGUAUCAGAGUCGGUGGAAAACAUAAUGAUUUAAGUGCCGUUGGCAAUGACAGUUAUCAUCACACUUUCUUUGAAAUGCUUGGCAAUUGGUCCUUUGGAGAUUAUUUUAAGGAGGAUGCUUGCUUAUACGCUUGGAAUCUGUUAACAAAUGUAUAUGGCAUACCCAAAGAAUGUUUGUAUGUAACAUAUUUUGGUGGUGACGAAGAACUAGGUUUGAGUCCAGAUCUGGAGUGCAAGGAUAUUUGGUUAAGACUUGGCCUUCCAGAAUAUAAAGUUUUACCUUUUGGUAUACGAGAUAAUUUUUGGGAAAUGGGGAUAUCAGGCCCUUGUGGGUCUUGUACAGAAAUACAUGUGGACUUUAUGAAACGAUCGACUAAUCAAGCUGGACGAGUCAAUAAAGGAUAUGCUGAUCUUAUGGAAUUGUGGAAUAUAGUUUUUAUACAAUAUGAAAGGCUUGCAAAUGGAUGUAUAGUACCUUUACCAAACCAUCAUGUUGAUACAGGCAUGGGAUUUGAGCGAUUAGUUACAUUAUUACAAGGGAAAAAAUCAAAUUAUGAUACUGAUCUUUUCCAGCCAUUGUUUGAUGCAAUACAAAAGCACUCCAAUGCACCAGAAUAUAAAGGAACAUUUGGUGAUGAUAAUACAAGCAAAAUUGACUAUAGUUACAGAAUUUUAGCUGAUCAUGCAAGAAUGAUUACGGUUGCAUUGGCUGAUAACAUGUUACCGGAACAACAUCCAAAGCUGCGGAAAGUAUUGCGGAAAGCGAUAGAUGUAGGGGAGAAAGUCUUCAGAAAACGUGGAAUAGUUUCAGAACUUGCUUACAGCGUAAUUGAUAAUCUGGGUAUAGCUUAUCCAGAAUUGCAUACUAAUCUAAAACAGGUACAAAGAAUAAUAGACUUUGAAGAAGAUCUAGUAAGGAGAUUACAUAAUACUUCUGGUAAAAUGUGGAAUAAGAUGAUUGAAACCCGUCCCGAAUUAAUAGCAAUCACCGAUUGGAUGGCUCCCGGUCUAAUGGAUGGUUAUAAAUAUCUACAAUCCAUAUUGAAAGAAUUACACAAAACCAAUGUGUUACCGGGAACUGUUGCAUUUAAAUUGUACGAUACAUACGGCCUUAAUUCAGAAAUUAUAGCAGAAUUAGCACAAAUCGAAUCUUUAUACUUUGAUGAAAUGGAUUUUGAAGAACAGCUUAAUAAUCGAAGAUAUCAAUCAAGAAUUGGAUUAGACAAACAUAGCACUGUAAUUACUAAAGAAUCUUUGGGAAUACUUGAAAAGAAUCAUGUACCUAAGACGGAUGAUUUAUUCAAGUACAAUUAUAGAUAUGAUGGCAAUACUUAUGAAUUUCCAGUACUUAACAGUAAACUCGUUGGUGUUAUUCUCAAUGGAGAAUUAGUUGCAAGUAAAGACAAUUCCAAUAUUACAAAAAUUAAUAACAAUAAAAUAUCUAUAAAUAUCGGCGAGAUAUUAAGCAGUACAGAUGAGAUUGGUAUUAUAUUGGACAAAACUGUAUGUUAUUCAUUGGAAGGUGGCCAAGUUUCAGAUAAAGGAAACAUUAGUAUUAAAAAUCUAUUUUUUAAUAUAGAUAAUGUUACAAAAGUAAAUGGCUAUGUAAUUCAUUCCGGACAUUUCAUCAAAGCAGAUUUACCCAUAUCAGAUUUGCAUUUACAAAUAGGGGAUGAUUGCUUAGUUAAUAUAGAACCAAAUAUUCGUGUUGGAGCAAUGAAACACCAUACAGCGGCACAUUUAUUAAAUGCAGCCUUAAAGCAAGUUAUGCAAGUAAUUUAUCAACGUGGAUGUGUAGUUGAUACAGAUAGUUUAAAAUUUCAGUUUAAUUCAUUUGGCGAACAACUUACGUCAGAACAAAUAAAAGCAAUAGAAGGUCGCAUUAACAACAUUAUACAGUCAUAUGCCACAAUAAUUGUACAAACUGUAAAUUCUCUUGAAUUGCUAAAGCAAAAUAAUAUUACAUUGGUGCCAGGAGAAAUAUAUCCUUAUACAGGCAUUAGAAUUGUAGAAAUCAACACCGACGAUUUGAAAGCGAAGGAACCAUGUUGCGGUACACAUGUUCAUAAUACAGGUGUAUUGCAACACUUUUGCUUUUCAACAUAUACUUCAAAGGGAGCAACAAAGCGUAUUAUUAAAGCUGUUGUUGGUCCAGAGGCCUUACGUAUGCAGCAAGCUGGUGAAAAGAUAUGUCAGAGAAUUGCAGAGCUAGAAGGCACUUUGCAAAGUGACAAAUUUACAUAUGAAUUAUUUAAUGCGGAAAUAAAUCGAAUAAAACAAAAAAUUAAUGAUCAUCACGUACAAGUACCUUACUUAAUUAAAGAAAAAUGUUUAACACAUUUGGAGAAUUUGAACAAGACGGUGUGGUUACGAGAGAAAGAAAUUGAAAAGAAUUUGAUAACUCGUGAAAUCACUAAUGCUACGAAUUCGUCAUCUUGUUUUAUCGUGUAUUGCCUGAAUAAAAAUCCUACAUAUUUGUCAUUGCAUGAAGUCAUAUCCCUCUUUUCUGGGAUACCAAUAUUAAUUCUAUCUUGUACGAAUGGAUUUGUAAAGGCAAGGUGUUCUAUGCCACAGGAAAUGGUUUCUAAUGCAUUUAAUGCACAAACUUGGAUGGAUAUUGUCCUUCAAAUCUUUAAUGCAGAGCAUGGAUCUAUUAAGGGAUUCAAACCUAUGUUAGUUGCAAGUAUGAAAUCUACAAAAGUAUCACAGAAUUUUCAGAUAUACAUAGAAAAAGCAAUUAUUGAAGCUACUAAAUUUGCAUCCAUACAUGUAAAGAAAGUUGAGACUGCUAAUAAUAAGAAUCAGUAAAUAAUUUA
Messenger RNA from Monomorium pharaonis (pharaoh ant), 3423 nucleotides. It is a transcript of the gene AlaRS-m, whose product is annotated as alanine--tRNA ligase, mitochondrial. NCBI's taxonomy places the organism in Eukaryota, Metazoa, Arthropoda, Insecta, Hymenoptera, Formicidae. The record is from RefSeq and is a predicted model, not a curated record. Gene Ontology annotation, cellular component: mitochondrion; cytoplasm. The transcript has 12 exons. Gene Ontology annotation, biological process: tRNA modification; alanyl-tRNA aminoacylation. Bases 323 to 3415 code for a protein of 1030 amino acids. Gene Ontology annotation, molecular function: alanine-tRNA ligase activity; ATP binding; aminoacyl-tRNA deacylase activity.